CGAUGGCUAAAGCAACGUCGAGUCUUGGAAUGAGCUCAUUAAUAAUUCAAUCUGAAAAGCAGGAAACAAAAUGGCGUGAGGCAGCGUAGUACGGUUGUAUCAUAAGCUGUUUCGGGGCUGUUGGCUGACAGUCCGCCUGUCCACCUGGCCGUCCGCUUGUCCACAAGGACACGAGAUGGAUAACUACACAUUCUCUUUCUCCACGCCAAGCUGGCCAAACAAGGUCCGAGCAUUUCUCGCUCAAUUCUCCGAUUUCUUCAGCGCUUUCGCCAAGCAUAUAGCGCCCUCGUAUCACCAUGACCGUUGCGAAAGGUCAGUCCAGAUGCGACUGUAUGCUCUCAACAAGAGGCAGUUUGUUCUGGUGUUCAUCUCGCUCUUUGUGUGCUUCGGUAUCAGCAUCCUCAUCGGUAUAGCUGGGCCACCCAUCACGGACAAUGUCACCAAGGACAGUGCCUCCCUCAUCCCGAGACCCAAUGACACAAAGAGUGGCCCCUUCUAUCUCAAGUCUCCUCCCAUGUCCACCUUCCACCAACAGCUGUGGCUUACAGCCAACAUCGUCACCGACAACAAGGGAGGUGCACGGUUUGAGCAACCUUUUAUUAUGGGCAUCAUCAUCCACGGCAUGAACGGAGAUGACCAGAGCGUGGACCGAGUGACCAAUCCCACCCCUAGAGGCACCCCACACAACCGGUCUAGGCUUCUCCGCUGUAGCCAGAACUGUGACGAGCUGAUCGUGAUGCACCUGGGCUACCUGGACUACGCUUACUAUCUCAUCCAGGUCCGCUUCUUUGGCCUGGAGAACAACAAGUUUAACAUCAAGACUAUUGAGUUCACUUUCAAGAGCUACAACACAUCCUUCACUCAGAUUGAGAUUUGGAUCCGAUUUGUCUUCCUGGUUAUGACAUUCCUCUGCACUUGUAUGUUUGCGCACUCAUUGCGGAAGUUCUCCAUGCGGGACUGGUCAAUAGAACAGAAAUGGAUGUCAAUUCUUCUUCCUCUUCUUCUCUUAUAUGAUGAUCCCAUCUUCCCCCUGACUUUCCUCGUCAACAGCUGGGUGCCGGGGAUGUUUGAUGGUGUCUUCCAGGCCUCCUUCCUGUGUGCCUUGCUGUUGUUCUGGUUGUGUAUCUACCACGGUGUCAGACAGACUGACCGUAGGUUCAUCCGUUUCUACCUGCCUAAGCUGGUGGUAGUGGGUCUGAUGUGGAUCGCGGCGGUGACGCUGGCAUCGUGGCAGGAGUACAACGAACUGCUGGACCCAACCUACUACUACAGACUGGACAAGAGUAACUUCAUGGGCUUUAAGGUGUUUUUCUUCAUCACUGGGGGCAUCUACUUAUUAUAUCUUGUGUAUCUCCUCAUCCGAGCUUACGCUGAACUGCGAUCCAUGCCAUACUUUGACCUUCGUCUCAAGUUCAUGACCGCACUGAUGCUGAUUGUGUUGUCCAUUAGUAUCGCUAUCACUGUGCUGAGGUUCGGCAGCGGCGUGCUGGAAGACAACUUUGUAGCCGAGAUGUCAACACACUAUCAGAACUCAGCAGAGUUCGUGUCUUUCUAUGGCUUGCUGAAUUUCUACAUGUACACCAUGGCCUUUGUGUACUCCCCGUCAAAAAAUGCCAUGUAUGAAACCCACUUUAAGGACAACCCUGCCCUGUCUAUGCUCAAUGACUCUGACGAAGAAGUCCACUACGGAUCGGACCAUGAAGAAACAACAUUGACAAGCCGAGGUGCUGGCAAAUAUGACAGUGAUGAAGAUGCAUUCCGAUGAUAUGUCACAUGACUGUCAUGUGACUGUUGCCGGGGUGCUAUGAGGUCGACUAUGCAGAGAAUUAGUUGUUAGUAAACUAGGAAGAUUUGGAUCUAUUUUUAUAACAGCAAAGCUUACAGCAUUGGAAUUGCUUCAAAUGGUAUCUUUUGCUAUGGACAUUUUGAUUGAUUGGUAAUGUGGUAAAUUUUGUAAAAUAAUAGGGUUAAUUCAUACUGUUUAUUCUGUUGUAGGCCAGACAAAUUUAAGUUCUUGUUUUGGAGAUUUUCUAGACCAGUUUCUCAAGACACUGAUGGAUCAGGAGGAAUGACAAUCAAUAUAAUUAUGUCAUAUAAUGAAAUAGAAUAAAACAGGGAUUUAUCUCGACCUGCUCAGAGACCAAUAUUUGUCUCAAAGUCUGCAGCAUACGUUAGUCAAAAUUUACAAAUUGAAGUUACAAAUUUCACAGUUUAUUAUUUUCUAGUUCUAACUAAAGUGAUAGCUUUUAAAGGAUGACCAGAAUUUCACUGAUAGCAUGACCAGGAAGAUGAAGAGGACUUAGUGGUUAGUUAUACAUUAAUGUGUUGAAUGCAAAGGUAACAUACAAUGUUAAAACACCUCUAAAUUUAGGAAAAUAUGAACUUGCAAUUUUGAACAAAAUUAUGAUUUGUCUCCCAAUUUGUCUGCCAAGUUUACCAGCACUUCAUAUGGAAUCCUAGAUAAAUCCCUGUAAGAAUUAAAUGUCCUAGUAAGAAAAUGACUUGAUAAUACUAAAAAAAGUAUUGAAUUGAAGUUAUUGCAAAAUUAUGAAAGAAGUAGUUUCUGAAACAACAUGUUUACAGUUAUGCAAGUUGUUAUGUGGAAUCUUUUUCUUUUUACUUUAAAUUUAAGUCAGAUUUUUCCGCAAACAAGAACAAAACUAGUCUGGCCAUAGAUAACUGUUAUACAAAUAUUGCCUUUCACAGCUAAGUGGAUGCUGUAUGUAUGUUCUGAACCACUACAAAGUGGGUGUCAGAUUUUGACCAAGGGGACAGAAUUAGGUAAAUCAUGUACAACAUUUUAUUGUGGGAAUGUCUUUGAAGUACAAAACUUUGCUGUGAUUCUAGGUAUCUGAUAGUUUUGGAGAUAGUUUGUUUUCUUUGUAAGGAGUUUGAUUUAUUUGUAAACACUUAGUAUGGGUUGUGUUUACAGGAAUGUUAAUAUUAGGACGAGGGAAGGUGAGAGUGAAACUGCUUCUUACAGUGAAACAAAAAUGAACCAAUUUCCAUGUUUCUGAAAUCAUGUUUGUAAAUAUCAUCUUUUCAUUUUGGCUAGAAGUAUUUAUAAAAUAGAUCUGAUCAUUUAAUUCCUUAUCCCAGUUUGAACGUGUUAAACCCCAUUUCACAUCACAUCACCUUACCCUAGAAAGUACUGAAAGUCAGCCAGUUAUUUACGUAACGGUAAACUGCCAAAUGCAAUGAAAGCCAGUCUGCCCUGCAGUGUGGGUCGAUUCAGCUAGUGCCAGCUACACAGGCCCAUAUCACACGGUAUCUUAUAUAGGGAAUGGGUGUGCAGUAUGGGCCGUAUUCAGCUAGUGCCAGCUAUACAGGCCCAUAUCACACGGUAUCUUAUAUAGGGAAUGGGUGUGCAGUAUGGGCCGUAUUCAGCUAGUGCCAGCUACACAGGCCCAUAUCACACGGUAUCUUAUAUAGGGAAUGGGUGUGCAGUAUGGGCCGUAUUCAGCUAGUGCCAGCUACACAGGCCCAUAUCACGUGGUAUCUUAUAUAGGGAAUGGGUGUGCAGUAUGGGCCGUAUUCAGCUAGUGCCAGCUACACAGGCCCAUAUCACACGGUAUGUUAUAUAGGGGAUGGGUGGGGAGAUUUUCAGGCAGCAGUUGUCGUGUCUGUUUAGACAGGUAAAGCAUGAUACAUGAACAGAUUAUGAAUUGUAUAGAAAAUAUAGCCCAUAAUUUCCAAAAUUUGAAAACACUAAGACCAAUGUGGUAUGGUCUUGUCUGACCUUUGUCAUCAUUUGUCAUCAUGUGUCGUUAAAGAUGAGAUGUUCAAAUAGGAGGGACACUACUGAAGAUUUAUUUCAUUCCUGAAAUAGAUCUGAAGGGUUAUCAAUAUCUUUAAUUAAUGUCAAAUUAAUGUCCAUUUGUUAUUGUUAAGAAGUCAACCAGAAAUCCUGAAACAGGUUGUAAUAUUGUAAGGGUUUUCUCCAGAGUAGUGAUCACGGAUAUUAUAGAAACAUAAUAGAAUUGAAAACUGUAAUUGCCUCACUGGGGAGAAAUAGCCUCCCUGGUUAUCUUGUGCAGGGAAUUCUAGUAGAUCUUACUACAACAUAGAACAUGCUUUCUUUAGAACAUACCUAGAUUAUGGGAGGUAUGGUUCAACAUGUAGCUGUUGUUCCAUGAGCUGAUUCAACACUGUGUGUAGCUGUUUCCACAAGCUGUUGGUUCAACAUGUAGCAGUGUUUCCACAAGCUGUUGGUUCAACAUGUAGCUGUUUCCACAUGCUGUUGGUUCAACAUGUAGCUGUUUCCACAUGCUGUUGGUUCAACAUGUAGCAGUGUUUCCACAUGCUGUUGUUUCAACAUGUAGCUGUUUCCACAAGCUGUUGGUUCAACAUGUAGCAGUGUUUCCACAAGCUCUUGGUACAACAUGUAGCUGUUUCCACAUACGGUUGGUUCAACAUGUAGCAGUGUUUCCACAUGCUGUUGUUUCAACAUGUAGCUGUUUCCACAUGCUGUUGGUUCAACAUGUAGCUGUUUCCACAUGCUGUUGGUUCAGCAUGUAGCAGUGUUUCCACAUGCGGUUGGUUCAACAUGUAGCUGUUUCCACAUGCUGUUGGUUCAGCAUGUAGCAGUGUUUCCACAUUCUGUUGGUUUAACAUGUAGCUGUUUCAACAUGCGGUUGGUUCAACAUGUAGCUGUUUCUACAUGCUGUUGGUUCAACAUGUAGCUGUUUCCACAAGCGGUUGGUUCAACAUGUAGCUGUUUCCACAAGCUGUUGGUUCAACAUGCAGCAGUGUUUCCACAUGCUGUUGGUUCAACAUGUAGCUGUUUCCACAUGCUGUUGGUUCAACAUGUAGCAGUGUUUCCACAUGCGUUUGGUUCAACAUGUAGCUGUUUCCACAAGCGGUUGGUUCAACAUGUAGCUGUUUCCACAUGUAGCUGUUUCCACAUGCGGUUGGUUCAACAUGUCGCUAUGGAUCCACAUGCUGCUGUUGGCUAUACAUGUUGAUAUUUGUUCAUCAGGCAGCUGUGGUUCCACACCUUGCUGUUGAUUGCUUAUGUUACUGUGCCUCUCUGGGAUAUUAACCUCAGCCAUGACAAAUUAGAAUUGCUUCUUUCACAGAGGGGACUAGUAUCUCAGGUAUAUAUGCCAAAAGGGUUCUGUCAGGGUGGCUUUGUGUUCUGUGCAGUGUAUUGUUGUCCCUUUACGUCUUCAUCGCCACUUUUUAUAAUAUUUAUUUAUUUUUAUUUUUCUGUUUAUUUGUGAAUAUUAUGUAUUGAUUACUGACAAUCUUUUCUUUGUAAACUUUAAUAUUAUUAUUUUAUUUGUCCCUUUUUAUCGGUUUGUUGUGUGUGUAGUUACCCAUCACUGCCUUACUAUCUGUGUAGCAGCUCUAAUCCUAGUUCCAUCCCCAAUCCUCUGCCAUGUGGGUGCUCGCUAUGUACAUCCAACCACAUGUGUCCAACAAUUCACGUCAUGCACAACCUAUAGCAUAGCUGCAUGAGCACAAAUAUCUAUUUGCAUUUCUUAUACAUUGUAUUAUUUAGUGUGUUAAUUAAUCAUCAUAUUCAAGUCUGAUUUUUGCGACCAAUUACUGUAUGUAAUCUUCUUUUCUUGUUUAGACACCAAGUGCUAGAACCUGCACUAAUAGACUCAACUACAUUUCUAAUGGUUAAGGAGUAUGGUAGUAGAAAUUAAUAAUUAUUCCCUUUAUCAUGUUACUAUCAUAAGGAGUAGCUUCUGAAAUGACUUGUUUCUACUGCAGCCAAAAACAGUAUUCAAGUUGCAUCAAAUAUCAGAAUGAAAAUGAAACGUUUUCAUAUUUUUCCACCAUUACUAAAGAUAUAUAAGGUUAGUUUCAAACCAUUUUCUAUCAAGCUGGUAGGCCUGUGGAGGGCAUUCCCUCUCAGUCCUCACUCCCUACAUCCGGUCUCAUGCUUCAUCAAUCACCAGUACUUGUCCUGUUGAUCGUCAGUUCCAGGUUGUGUUGGAGAGUUCUGUAUGCAAGUUGAUUUGUCCCAAGUUCAUGUUCAAUCAUUCCAGUUGUGAAUUCUUGCCAGAUCAUCAUUUUAACAUAUUUCCGAAAUCCAAUUCCUCAAAUCCCAUUGUCGGCAUAUUACGCAUUCAUGUUAUUGUCCAGCCAGAUAAAUGGCAAAGAUCAAACCAUGUUUCUGAUUUUAGAAACGUGAAAUCAAGAAAGCUUGAGCACAAAAAUUACUGGGGUAAAAGAAGUGAAAUUAUUUAAAUUUGUAUUUAUGAUCUAAAUACAUCAAUGAUGUAGUCCUCCUCUGCAGUAUCCCUGCCUCCCAGAGACACCAAUUUAAAUUGCUCAUUUGCAUGGUUCCUGUUUCUUAUUCUGGCCAAUCCUAGGUUGUGAUAAUAAUGGCUACCCUAUAUUGCCAUGUAUAAGGCAAGUAUUUUGUACCUAGAAAUGGGGGGUUGAUGGAGAAAUUUUGUAUGAGUUGGGGAUGUGCUUCAUUCCGGAUUGCUUUAUGGAAAGGGUAUAUAAAUCAGCAUCGAUUUUUGAAGGUUUUUACAGGAGGGUCGCUUUAGACAGUGAUAUACAGUACUGAUGAAUAUACCAGCCUGACUUCACAGUGCAAAUUUUAGGUCAAGUUACUUGAUAGGUGAAGAGUUAUUUAGUGCAUUGACAUGGAGAAGGUAUGUCAAACUGUCUCAACAUGCUUUGACAUUUCUUGAUUUGACUAUCAUAAAAGAAUAUCUUCUUACAUACGUAUAUGUCUGCUGAAAGACUCUUGAUGUCUCACAAUUUAUUACAAAACGCUCAUCUUGAAUCAACACAUUGAAUAUACAUCUAUUUUCCGUUUCAUUUUCAAUACACACACAGCGACAUGUUUAGCAAGAAUACAAAGAUUUAACUUGGCCAGGUCCACUUUCACAGAAGUCUCAGUUCUAUGGCUAUUACAAACAUGUAUGUUAAAAGCUAACCUACCUUGGUCCAUUUGGUAAAAUAUCCACUGGACAUUUUCAAAACAGUGUUUUAAGAUGAUAAUCAUAUUCCAUGUUACUUGGGUAGAGGUCAAGAAGCAUUGGCAUGUCUUGUCAAGGACACAGAAUAGUUUCACACCCUUGAGAUUCUGUUUUGGAAAAUAUUCUAACAGGAGUACAAAACCCUGCUCUCACUCCAAAAUUACUGGUUUAGUGUAGGCGCUGUAGAUAGGCUUCAGACAUCUUUAUUAUAAACAAGGUUGAACUGAGAUUGCUCUGUGGAAUAGAACCCUUCGUUGGUUGAAAUCCUAUCUCCAGUUGUGCAAUAUUUGAGGUGAAUAUGGUGGAAUCACUUGACUGUGAUAUAUGAGAGGGAACAUUCCAGAUGGCAUUUGUGUAAGCGUGAAGUUAUAUCCCUAAUGGUAUAUACUGUGAUAAGUGUGUUCAUUUGUGUCAUUCGCUUGGGGGUAACCAUUUUGUUGCAUAAUCUACUUACGAAUUAGAUCUGCUUUGUAAGUUGUGUAUAGAUGAGAGUUAUUGUAAUAUAUUGUUUGUAAAUGACUUGUAAAUAUUCUAAUUUUUCUGUUGAUCAUCUGUUAUCUGUACAAUUAUGCUGUAUGAAACAAAUAAAUUAUUUAAUGUAA
Messenger RNA from Haliotis rufescens (red abalone), 7549 nucleotides. Its product is annotated as transmembrane protein 181-like. The record is from RefSeq and is a predicted model, not a curated record. Bases 176 to 1765 code for a protein of 529 amino acids. NCBI's taxonomy places the organism in Eukaryota, Metazoa, Mollusca, Gastropoda, Lepetellida, Haliotidae. Gene Ontology annotation, molecular function: toxic substance binding. The transcript is spliced from 13 exons.